Molecule: messenger RNA, 2463 nt
Organism: Mesocestoides corti
Lineage: Eukaryota; Metazoa; Platyhelminthes; Cestoda; Cyclophyllidea; Mesocestoididae
Source: the annotation of a GenBank genome assembly
AUGGCGUCUUCGAGUCGAGAACCUCAACCUUCUGCAUCCAGUAAAAGAAGAAGAAAUCGUUUGAUCGUUGAAGAGGCGGUUAACGAUGAUAAUUCGGUUAUUGUUCUGUCGACGGCUACAAUGAAUGAACUGGAGUUAUUUCGAGGUGAUACAGUUAGUGUCACGGGAAAGCGUAGGAAGCAAACGGUCUGCGUUGCCUUGUCUGCCGACAAUGUGCCUGACGAAAAAGUUUGCAUGAAUAGAUGUGUUAGGAACAAUCUUCGAGUUCGGCUAGGUGACGUUGUUUCGAUUAAGGCUCUCCCUGACAUCAAAUACGGCAAACGUAUCCACGUUCUGCCCAUCGAUGAUACAAUCGUUGGUCUUACGGGUGAUUUGUUUGAGGUUUAUUUGAAGCCUUACUUCAUGGAGGCAUACAGACCUGUUACUAAGGGCGACACAUUCCUCGUUCGUGGAAAUCGCGCGGUUGAAUUCAAAGUUAUUGAAACUGACCCAUCGCCCUCCUGCAUUGUUGCGCCCGACACAGUUAUUCACACCGAGGGUUCUCCCGUCAAGCGUGAGGAAGAGGAUGAAAAACUAACCGAAGUUGGCUACGACGACAUUGGUGGGUGCAGAAAACAAUUAGCGCAAAUCAAAGAAAUGGUUGAACUCCCGUUACGUCAUCCACAACUUUUCAAAGCUAUUGGUGUAAAACCACCCCGGGGUAUUCUGCUCUACGGUCCCCCCGGAACCGGCAAAACGUUGAUAGCCCGUGCCGUUGCAAAUGAAAGUGGAAGCUUCUUUUUCUUAAUCAAUGGACCAGAAAUUAUGUCGAAGCUCGCGGGUGAAUCUGAAUCUAAUCUACGGAAAGCCUUUGAAGAGGCUGAAAAAAAUUCACCGGCCAUCAUCUUUAUCGACGAGUUGGAUGCCAUCGCUCCUAAGCGUGAGAAAACUCACGGGGAGGUAGAGCGCCGGAUCGUUUCUCAACUUCUUACCCUCAUGGAUGGACUUAAGCAAAGAAGCCAAGUCAUCGUUAUGGCUGCUACAAACAGGCCUAAUAGCAUCGAUCCAGCUCUACGUCGCUUUGGUCGCUUUGACCGCGAGAUUGAGAUUGGUAUUCCAGAUGCUACCGGUCGUCUGGAGGUUCUGCGUAUUCACACUAAAAAUAUGAAGCUCGCAGAAGAUGUCGAUCUGGAACAAAUUGCCAACGAAGCCCACGGUCACGUUGGUGCAGAUCUCGCGUCUUUGUGCUCUGAAGCCGCCCUCCAGCAAAUUCGUAACAAGAUGGAUUUGAUUGACUUAGAGGAUGACACGAUCGACGUUGAAGUCUUAGAGUCCCUUGCAGUAACAAUGGAUGAUUUCCGGUGGGCUCUUGGGAAAAGUAACCCAUCUGCUCUGCGUGAAACCACCGUCGAAGUUCCCAACGUUACAUGGGAAGAUAUCGGAGGUUUGGAGAAUGUCAAACGGGAACUCCAGGAGAUGGUUCAGUAUCCAGUCGAACAUCCCGAUCUGUUCCUCAAAUUUGGAAUGACUCCCAGUAAAGGUGUUCUUUUUUAUGGUCCCCCCGGAUGUGGUAAAACACUACUGGCCAAAGCCAUCGCUAAUGAAUGUCAGGCAAACUUCAUAAGCAUCAAAGGUCCUGAACUUUUGACUAUGUGGUUUGGCGAAUCUGAGGCAAAUGUUAGAGACAUCUUCGACAAAGCCAGACAAGCAGCUCCCUGUGUACUGUUCUUUGAUGAGCUGGAUUCAAUUGCCAAAGCUCGUGGAGGUAGUGUGGGAGAUGCUGGAGGCGCUGCUGAUCGAGUCAUAAAUCAACUUCUAACUGAGAUGGAUGGAAUGUCAUCUAAGAAAAACGUGUUUAUUAUUGGUGCCACAAACAGGCCGGAUAUAAUUGACGGUGCUAUCCUUCGUCCUGGUCGACUUGAUCAACUCAUUUACAUUCCCCUUCCGGACGAGAAGUCGAGGAUCGCCAUUUUCAAGGCAAACCUGAGGAAGUCUCCUGUUGCCAAAGAUGUUGACAUUGGUUUCUUGGCCAAGUCCACGGUCGGGUUUUCCGGCGCUGAUCUGACCGAAAUCUGCCAGCGCGCUUGCAAGCAGGCCAUCAGAGAGUCAAUCGAAGCUGAAAUAAGGGCGGAACGUGAGAGGCAGAACAACCCAUCUGCCAUGGAGGAUGAUAGCGACCCUGUGCCAGAAAUUACCAGACGCCACUUUGAAGAAGCGAUGCGGUUCGCUCGUCGUUCCGUCACAGAUAACGAUAUCCGCAAGUACGAGAUGUUCGCACAGACGCUGCAGCAGUCCCGAGGAAUGGGCGGUAACUUUAGACAUUUUUGCAUAUGUAUCCAAGAUUUUGACAAGAGGUUACAUCCCGGUUCCUCCUCUAGAUUUCCGGCCGAACAAGGCGGUGCGGCUUCUGGCGGCUUACCUCCUGCUCCUGUUUCCAACAAUCCGUAUAACCAAGGCGCAGAAGAAGAGGAUUUGUAUUCAUGA